GCCAUUGGUGAGUUGUUCUCACAUUAUGGCGGAGGGACUAGUUGUUCGAAUGGAUUGUCACUCUCAUUUAAAUGCCUGUUUUGUUUCUUGAUCGCCUGAAUUUUAGUUUUUCAUCAUAUUUAAUUUGUCUUAAAGUACACUUCAUUACACCGCUUCAACAAUGGCAGACCGAGGAGUGGAUUUGUCUGGUCUACCAAAAGAGGUCAGGGACCAAUUGGCUGAGUUGGAUUUGGAGCUAUCAGAAGGUGACAUCACCCAGAAGGGCUAUGAGAAGAAGAAAGCCAAGCUCCUGGCUCCCUACAUUCCCCAGAUCCAGAAUGUGGAUCCUCAUAUUCAGCUGACCCCUCCGGGCCCCAGCGCAGACCCCACUCCCAGCCCAGACGCCGGACCCUCGGCCUCCUCACGCCACCAUCGCUCACACCGCAGUGGAGGGGCCCGCGAUGACCGCUACCGAUCAGAUAUCCACACAGAGGCUGUGCAAGCUGCGCUUGCGAAGCACAAAGAGGAGAAGAUGGCGCUGCCCAUGCCCACAAAGCGACGCUCGGCCUUCGUCCAGUCGCCCGUGGACAACUGCACUCCUCCCGACACGUCGUCGGCGUCCGAGGACGAGGGCUCCCUCCGCCGGCAGGCUGCGGUGAGCGCGGCGUUGGUCCAGAGCCUGCAGAGCCCCGACUACUGGAUCAACCGCUCGCUCCAGGGCUCGUCCACCUCCUCGUCCGCCUCCUCCACCCUCUCCCACGGCGAGCCCAAGAGCCAGAACCAAAGCCAGAACACGGGCCCGCCCGCCCCCAGCGCCCUGGCCGACGUGCUGGCCCACACACGCUUAGCGGAGAACAGCAGCGUGCCCCCUGACGUUACCUCCACCACGCAGCAGGACCGGGGCUCGCGGGUAGACAUACCCCCCGUGCGUGGCAUGAGCCGGGGCCAGAGCCGCGCCAGCAUGAUGGACACGGCAGACGGAGUCCCAGUGAACAGUAGAGUGUCCACUAAGAUCCAGCAGCUGCUCAACACACUCAAAAGGCCCAAGCGGCCGCCACUCAGCGAGUUUUUCCUGGACGACGCGGAGGAGAUUGUGGAAGUGCCCAGGCCUGACCCCAGCACGCCCAGGCCUGAGGGACGACAGAUCAUCCCGGUGAAGGGCGAGCCUCUGGGUGUGGUCAGUAACUGGCCCCCAGCCCUGCAGGCAGCGCUGGCCCGCUGGGGGGCCACCCAGGCCAAGGUCCCCGCCCUCACCACGCUGGACAACACCGGCAAGCCCAUCUACACCCUCACCUACGGCAAGCUGUGGAGUCGCAGUCUGAAGCUGGCCUACACUCUCCUCAACAAGCUGGGCACCAAGAGCGACCCCGUCCUCAAGCCUGGCGAUCGGGUGGCACUGGUCUAUCCCAACAAUGACCCGGGCAUGUUCUGGGUGGCGUUCUAUGGCUGUCUGCUGGCAGAGGUCAUUCCUGUGCCCAUCGAGGUGCCACUCACUCGCAAGGACGCAGGAAGUCAGCAGAUUGGCUUCCUGUUGGGCAGCUGUGGCGUUGGAUUGGCUCUGACCAGUGAGGUGUGUCUCAAAGGCCUCCCCAAGACCAACGGAGAGAUCCUGCAGUUCAAAGGAUGGCCAAGGCUCAAGUGGGUUGUGACGGACACAAAGUACCUGACCAAACCCUCCAAAGACUGGCAGCCCCACAUCCCCACCGCCAACACUGAUACCGCAUACAUAGAGUAUAAGGCCAGUAAGGAGGCACAGUAAUGGGUGUGGCCUGUGUCUAAGAUUUCAAUGUUGACACACUGCCAGGCUCUCACACAGGCCUGCAACUACUGUGAAGGGUCGGUGUCUUCAUGUGACGCCUUUCUGAACGUGUUCCAGUCCCACGGGCUGAAGCCGGAGGUCAUCUGUCCCUGUGCCUCCUCCCCAGAGGCCUUGACCGUGGCCAUACGCAGGCCUGGUGUGCGCGGGGCUCCUCUCCCGGCGAGGGCGAUCUUGUCGAUGACCGGUCUGAGUCAUGGGGUGAUCCGGGUCAACACCGAGGACAAGAACUCAGCCCUCACCGUGCAGGACGUGGGUCAUGUCAUGCCAGGAGCACUGAUGUGUAUCGUGAAGCCAGAUGGGCCGCCCAUGCUGUGUAAGACGGAUGAGAUCGGUGAGAUUGUGCUGAACUCCCGGGCAGGAGGCACUAUGUACUACGGCCUGCCUGGAGUCACCAAGAACACAUUUGAGGUGAUCCCAGUGAACUCCAGUGGUGCUCCCAUUGGGGAGAUCCCCUUCACCCGUACUGGCCUGCUGGGCUUCGUGGGGCCGGGCAGUCUGGUGUUUGUGGUGGGGAAGAUCGAGGGGCUGCUGACGGUCAGCAGCCGGCGGCACAAUGCAGACGACCUUGUGGCCACCGCACUGGCCGUGGAGCCCGUCAAGACUGUUUACCGCGGGAGGAUUGCUGUGUUCUCGGUCACGGUGUUCUACGACGAGAGGAUCGUUAUCGUGGCUGAGCAGCGCCCUGACGCCAGUGAGGAGGACAGCUUCCAGUGGAUGAGUCGAGUGCUGCAGGCCAUAGACAGCAUCCACCAGGUGGGCCUGUACUGCCUGGCGCUGGUGCCUGCCAACACGUUACCCAAGACACCCCUGGGUGGCAUCCAUGUGUCAGAGACCAAGCAGCACUUCCUGGAGGGCUCCCUCCACCCUUGCAACAUCCUUCUGUGUCCCCACACCUGUGUGACCAACAUGCCCAAACCACGACAGAAACAGCCAGUGGGUGUUGGUCCUGCCUCCAUCAUGGUGGGGAACCUAGUGGCAGGGAAGAGGAUCGCCCAAGCGGCAGGCCGUGAGCUGGGGCUGAUCGAGGACCAGGACCUGGUGAGGAAGCACCAGUUCUUGUCGGAAGCCUUGCAGUGGAGAGCUCAGACUGACCCAGACCAUGUCCUUUAUGUGCUGCUCAAUACCAAGGGGGUGCCAGUGAGCACAGCCUCAUGUUUGCAGCUUCACAAACGGGCAGAGAAGGUGGCCACAGCACUGAUGGAGCGAGGAGGCAUCAAUACAGGAGACAAUGUGGUGCUACUCUAUCCUCCUGGUAUUGACCUGAUCUCCUCCUUCUAUGGCUGCCUGUAUGCGGGCUGUGUCCCGGUGACGGUUCGGCCGCCUCACCCGCAGAACCUGGCUGCCACUCUGCCCACUGUCCGCAUGAUCAUAGACGUCAGUAAAGCUGCCUGCAUCCUCACCACUCAACUCCUCAUGAAGAUCCUCAGGUCCAAAGAAGCUGCCGCCAGUGUCAACAUCAAGACGUGGCCCACCAUCAUAGACACAGAUGAUCUGCCCAGGAAACGGCCUCCUCAGCUCUACAAGCCCCCCACCCCGGAGAUGCUGGCCUACCUGGACUUCAGUGUGUCCACCACCGGCAUGCUCACUGGGGUCAAGAUCUCCCAUGCUGCUGUGAGUGCUCUGUGCCGCUCCAUAAAGCUCCAGUGUGAGCUGUACUCCUCGCGACAAGUCGCCAUCUGCCUGGACCCCUACUGUGGCCUUGGCUUUGUGCUGUGGUGUCUGUCCAGUGUGUACUCAGGUCAUCAGUCUAUCCUGAUCCCCCCGAUGGAGCUGGAGAGCUCUCUGGCUCUGUGGCUCAGCACGCUCAGUCAGUACAAGAUCCGAGACACCUUCUGCUCCUACUCCGUCAUGGAGCUGUGCACCAAAGGCCUGGGCACCCAGACAGAGAUCCUGAAGGCACGGGGCGUAAAUCUGUCGUGUGUGCGGAGCUGUGUGGUGGUGGCCGAGGAGCGUCCCCGCCUGGCCCUCUCCCAGUCCUUCUCCAAACUCUUCAAGGACCUGGGCCUCUCCCCGCGGGCCGUCAGCACUGCCUUCGGCUCCAGGGUGAACCUGGCAAUCUGCCUGCAGGGAACAGCAGGACCUGACCCUUCCACAGUCUAUGUGGACAUGAAGUCUCUCCGACACGACAGGGUGAGACUGGUGGAGAAAGGAGCUCCUCAGAGUCUGCCCCUCAUGGAGUCAGGCACAAUCCUUCCUGGAGUGCGGGUGAUAAUUGUGAAUCCAGAAACCAGGGGGCCCCUGGGCGACUCCCAUCUUGGGGAGAUCUGGGUGAGUAGCCCCCACAGUGCCAGUGGUUACUACACCAUCUAUGGAGAGGAGAGCCUGCAGGCUGACCACUUCAACACGCGGCUCAGCUUCGGGGAGACGCACACCCUGUGGGCACGCACCGGCUACCUGGGCUUCGUCAGGAGGACCGAGCUGCUGGACGCCAGUGGAGAUCGCCAUGAUGCUCUGUUUGUGGUGGGCUCCCUGGACGAGACCCUGGAGCUGAGAGGACUGCGCUACCACCCCAUUGACAUCGAGACCUCCGUGUCCCGAGCCCAUCGCAGCAUUGCGGAGAGCGCUGUGUUCACCUGGACCAACCUGCUGGUGGUGGUGUCCGAACUGGCCGGCUCGGAGCAAGAGGCUCUGGACCUGGUGCCGCUGGUCACCAACGUGGUGCUGGAGGAGCACCACCUGAUCGUGGGCGUGGUCGUCAUCGUGGACCCGGGUGUCAUCCCCAUCAAUUCGCGCGGCGAGAAACAGCGCAUGCACCUGCGCGACUCCUUCCUGGCCGACCAGCUUGACCCCAUCUACGUGGCCUACAACAUGUGAAGCUCCUGCCCAGCCAUCACCACCACCACCACCACCACAGCCCUCUCCUGCCGAGUCCCAAACCACCCAUGCAGCCCAGCCAAGCCACCACCACAGCCCUCUCCUGCCGAGUCCCAAACCACCCAUGCAGCCCAGCCAAGCCACCACCACAGCCCUCUCCUGCCGAGUCCCAAACCACCCAUGCAGCCCAGCCAAGCCACCACCACAGCCCUCUCCUGCCGAGUCCCAAACCACCCAUGCAGCCCAGCCAAGCCACCACCACAGCCCUCUCCUGCCGAGUCCCAAACCACCCAUGCAGCCCAGCCAAGCCACCACCACAGCCCUCUCCUGCUGUCCCAACACCCCCCCCCUCCCCCCCCCACCCCCCAAAACAGACCUGCAUCAAUAUUUGCACCAGACUUAUUCUGAAAGGGUGGAGGAUGUCCACGUUUUGCUUUCCGAGGACGAGUGCACACCCACCCACCCACACAUACACACACUUACACACAAUCAAGUGGCCUCACUUGCGCUUCCUGGUCUGUGGUGUGGGGUGUUUGGACACAGGAGGGAGGGUCUCCCUGCCCCUCUGCCCCCAGACGCGCUCUCGCUCUCGGCCUGCUGAGUAUGUGAACUAGACAGCCAUGGUAGGACAACUACCUCGGCCUGGCUGUGGUGCUGUUGUGACCUACGGUCCAAAAAAAUAAAUCCAGCGUAACGCAACUUCACAAUAAACGAAAAACAUACAUCAACAAAACAAUAAACGGCCCCCUGUCCGUAGAGCCCAGGGAGGAAAGACUAAACUAAUGAAGCAGCACAAAAGCACAGACGUGAGGAUGGGGGGCCAUGGUGCUUUCCCCCCUUCAACAUUCAUUUCCUGGUUCGUGGGCACACUGGAAGGGUCCUUCACCAUCAGUCGCUCACUCUCCAUUCUCCACACAUCUCCCCUCACUGCACUGGGGGGCACUCUUCUGAAGUACACACAAGGGUGUCCUGUCCCAAUUGUUUUGAUUGAGAGUACUGUGUGCAAAAUACUCCAUCUCUUCCACCUUCCACAAGGUAGUCUGUCACAGUCAGGGCAGCAAGAUGGACUUAGAAACAAGAAACUGCCCCUCCGUUCCUCCAUCUUAGGGGCAGCUUAGCAUAUUUAGGGGCAGAGUCAUUGUCAUUCUUACAUUCUUUUUUUUUAGGUCAAUACAUAUUGACUAAGAUAUAAGAUCACCAGCAACAUUUGGCUGUACUCUAUUGGCAGUCCUACAAAGCUGUUAACAGACAUGCAUCAUUUGCAUGUCUUCACACCAGUCAUGUUGAUUUGCAUCCAUACCUUGGUGAAAUAUAGCACAGCUUUGUUUUUUUCUUUUUUUUCUUUUUGUUUUUUUUGCCAGUCAUGAUGCAAUGUACAGCGCUCAGAACUUCAUUCAGUGGGGGAGUUUCAUUUGUCACUGGUCAUUAAUCCUCUAUUCCGGAUCCGGAUAUUGGCAUUGUAUUGCAAGAAUUAUAUGCAUUUAAACUGGUGGCAGAAGGAGCCCUAUACAAACAACAUGUUAUUUGACAACUCCAUGCCUUAUCAAACCUGUGGAAUUUUUGGUUUUAGUUGUUUUAUCUUGCAUUGCUGUAUGUAAACUGUAUACUGAAAAGGGAUUUUAGAGUGAUGAUUUUACUGAAGGUAUUGGUUUUUAUAUUUUUAGUGUUCUCGUUUAUGUCUCACUGAUGUUACUGUAUAAUCAAGUGGACGUACUCUUUAUGUCUAUAAAACUUGACUGAUCUCUCAUACUUGAUAGCAAUUCUCUGCAUCACCGCUUAGGGUUAAAGUAACCUGGUCCAUGUUGGAAAAAAGUAACAAUUUGCACUUUCCCCCCCAUCAGCUAAACUAUUGCAUGUGUUCUUGAAAAAGUAUUUGCAGUUGCUUCUGUUAAUUUAGGAGAUGGGGAACAAAAAGUAUGAGAAAAAAAUGUGUACAUAUAUAUUUUCCGUUCCACAAAGCCUGUGUACAUAUAUAUUUUGUCCCACAAAGCCUUUUUCUUAUCUUUUUGUCCCUACCACAUUCAGUGCGGGUUUGUGGUUGUAAUUUACAUUUCAGGGUAUCUUCAAUAACUCAAUGCCUCCUAUGAGAUGGCCUUUGUCACUCACUGUACUUACUGUUUAUACUGUACUGCCUCAAGAUGCGGCGAGUCAAAUACAGAAUACAGACCACAGCUUACAUCUGCAUUUACUUAGUUAUUUGUAAACAGUGAUAAGGUAUGUGUAAAAACAUAUCAGUUCCAAGACUAACCAAUCCUACUUUUUUAACGGAGAGCUGCUAAUAACCCCCAACAGUUAGUCACACCGCCCAUCAGAACCCUAAAAACCAAUGGGUUGGUUAACUGCUGUUCAGUCAAAUUACAUUCGCAAGUUGAUGAGGCCCUUUCAUAUCACUGUUUCGAAUAGAUACAAUUUGUAAUGUGGGGGGUAAUGCUAGAUUUAAUUUAAAUGCCAAGCUGAUCUAUGCCAAUACAUAGAUUUAAAUAAAUGUAUUGAAUACAA
Messenger RNA from Alosa sapidissima (American shad), 7111 nucleotides. It is a transcript of the gene dip2ba, whose product is annotated as disco-interacting protein 2 homolog Ba. The record is from RefSeq and is a predicted model, not a curated record. NCBI's taxonomy places the organism in Eukaryota, Metazoa, Chordata, Actinopteri, Clupeiformes, Clupeidae.